Molecule: messenger RNA, 1162 nt
Organism: Diatraea saccharalis (sugarcane borer)
Lineage: Eukaryota; Metazoa; Arthropoda; Insecta; Lepidoptera; Crambidae
Source: the annotation of a GenBank genome assembly
CUUAAUGUUUUAUAUCAGUAGUGUUAUUUAUUUCAUAAGGUAACUUGCUAUAUUUGCACCUCAUACAGUUAACAGUAGUAGUGAAUAGUCAUUUGCACAUCAUGUCAACCAGUCCGUCUCUUAUUGUAAAAUUACUAGCUUCAUCAGUUUCUGUGGCCAAUAGGGCAGGUAAAAUAGUUAGAGAUGUGAUGAGCAAAGGAGAACUGGGUAUAGUUGAAAAGGGAAAAGAUGAUUACCAAACAGAAGCUGAUAGGUCUGCUCAAAAAUGUAUCAUUGCAUCACUUUCGGCCCAGUACCCGAAGAUAAACAUCAUCGGUGAAGAAGAUAAUACUGAUAAUGAUGUAGAUUUUCCAAGUGACUGGAUUGUGACUGAUGCAGACCGGGAAGUGUUGCUACUCAACUGCCCUGACAAUCUUAAAAGUGUACAAGAGGAGGAAAUUGUAGUUUGGGUUGAUCCUCUCGAUGGGACUGCAGAGUACACCCAAGGAUUUUUAGAACAUGUCACAGUUUUGAUUGGAAUAUCUGUUAAUGAGAAACCCAUAGCUGGUGUGAUUCACCAACCGUAUUAUAAAUCAAUAGUCGAUGGCGAAAAGAAAAUGGGUAGAACUAUAUGGGGGUUUCAAGAUGUUGGCGUUGGCGGUUUUACGCUAGCCCCUCCUCCAGACUCCUUGAUUAUCACUACAACAAGAAGUCAUUCGAAUCCUCUUGUUGAAAAAGCUUUGCAAGUCAUGGAUGCUUCGCAAAUCCUUCGUGUCGGCGGAGCAGGUUACAAGGUUUUACAAUUGUUGGAAGGGAAAGCGUCUGUGUACGUAUUCGCUAGUCCCGGGUGUAAAAAAUGGGAUACGUGUGGACCAGAAGCGGUCCUAUCGGCUGCUGGCGGGAAACUGACGGAUAUUGUUGGCAAUUUCUAUAAAUAUAGUGCUACAGAAUCCAAACCCAAUAAAAUGGGAGUUCUGGCUGCCGUUAGUGAAGAUCUCCAUAAAUACGCUCUCAGCAAAAUACCACAAGAGUUGAAAGAAGCUUUAGCGAAGAAAUAAAAGAAUAAUAAUUUGACUGAUAAGAUGGUGCAUCUUCUAUAAGUAUAAUUUCAAUCUUCAUAAAUGAAUACGCAUAAAGUUAUGAUUGUAAAUAAUACAUAACAUAAAAGAAGCUGUAAAGGGUA